UUCCGACUUGAUACCGAUGAUUAUCUUUGUAGCAGCCAAUGAGCGUGUUCAGUAGCUGCACUGUUAUAACGAGAUUGGUUUGUGUUAUUCCUAUAAACCCACUACCCUGUUGCUCUUGCUUUCCCUCAUGGCGAUUCAGGCAGAUAUUCCACCCGAUCUUACCGAUGAAGACAAAGCUCUCGUAUUUCAAGUUCUCGAUGUUGUACUGAACUCCCAAAUUCUCUAUGCGCUAUUGCAUGGCAUAUACACCGGUAUUCUUGGUGUUACGUUGUGGAACAUGUUCAUCAACAAACGCUGGCCGAACCGGCGAGUCUUGGUCGUCGUCAUUAUUCUCCUUCAUGCACUGACUACCAUCAAUUUUGCUGCCCAAUGGUCAUCUAUAUCCUCCUUAUUCAUUGAAAACGGGCAAAGCUUUUGGACUGUAAACUCAAAGCUUAACGGCGUGGACCAAGCAUUCAUUUGGGAGAUGGGUUUUACAGCCACUAUAAGUACCAUUCUCGCAGACUCAUAUAUUAUCUGGUGCUGUUGGAUGGUCUGGGAACAGUGCUGGCUCAUUGUUCUGCCUCCAAUUCUUUGCCUAAUUUCUACAACUGUGUCGAAAAUCAUUAUUGUCUAUCACGACUACUUCGAUGAAUCGGAGUCAGCAUUACUGACACUCUACUUAUCUUCCACCCUGGCAACGACAUUAUGGUGUACGCUGUUCAUCAUUUACCGCAUGUUGACUGUAAACGGGGUUGUACGCGGAGCAGGCAGCCGACUGAGAGUUUAUCGCCGUUUUAUUAAAGUAUUAGUGGAGUCCUCCGCUCUUUAUUCGAUAGCUCUGGUCCUAUUCUUGGCUGUAUUCCUUGGCAAUGAUGUUAGAGUGGAUUACUUCGAUGUCCUAACUGCUAUCGCGAAGGGAAUUGCACCCACUCUCCUUAUUGGCAAAGCAACGGCAGGACAUACACUCCCAACCGAAGAACGUGAUGAAAGUUCGCCAGUGUCUACCAUCCGUUUCCAGACGUCUUCGCAAUCCUCUCAAUCUUCGCAACCUGAGUCCACUUCAAGCUUCCAGGAAUCCACCAGACAGAGCGCAGUCCUUGAGUUAGACAUUGAAGCUCAACGGGAGCGGUCGGAUGAGCUCGUGGUAGUUGUUGAAAGGACGCAAUAAAGCUCAUGGCGAACAUCUGAAACUCAGGGUGGGACUUUGGACUUGAUUUAGACUGCCAUUUUUUAAUUUGUAGGACAGUCUUAAGGACUGAUGUUAUUCCUUCGUGUUCGUGAGUAACUGCAGAGACGUGACGUACCCACUGUAAACUAGGACAUACUCCGAGUCUGUUCUCCAUCGUCGCCUGAUUAGGUGUGCUGCUGUCUGCCAUACCGCUUGCUUCGAGGACGCGUCAGAUUUGUACAUCGUAGAGGAAGCAUGAAUACGCGAUGCAAGGUGGUUGCGCCUAGCUGAAUACGCUGCCCUCGAGUAAUGUGCGAUCAGUACAAGUGGUACAAUGU
Messenger RNA from Desarmillaria tabescens, 1488 nucleotides. RefSeq lists its product as uncharacterized. The coding region runs from base 128 to 1150 and encodes 340 amino acids. The transcript has 6 exons. The record is from RefSeq and is a predicted model, not a curated record. NCBI's taxonomy places the organism in Eukaryota, Fungi, Basidiomycota, Agaricomycetes, Agaricales, Physalacriaceae.